GUUAAAAGCUGCUCAUAUAACAAGAAUAUGAAUGAGGACCAUAUCAUUUAACUUGGAAGUACUCGCGCUUGUCGUGUUGUCUCUUAUACCGUGGCCAGGUCCAACUGUUUUCAAGAUAUCCUGUCCAAGGGACCAUGCAUCUGUUGUCAGGAAGCUGGUACAGAAGAAAUGGGUUCCUGUGUUAGAGAAAUACCAGGUCCAGAUUCCUGUGGAAUGCCCUUUUCAUCCCAUUCGCGAUAUAUACUGGCCACAACAGUCUGCCAAGCAGCAGCAUCGACCUUCACAGUGGACCUGUGGUAUAUGUGGAAAGUCUUUCUAUGAGGAGAAAUUUCUAGACAUGCACUUUGACCACAGACACAAGAACCAAAUCAACAUGGCUGAAGAUGCUGUCUGCUUAGCUGAUUACUGUGACAUAAUGAGGUGUGAAGUGUUGAUGACUCAAGAAGUAGGGAGUCCAAUCAUGGGAGACCCAACUCACAUCAAUACUGAUCUAGAAAUUUGGAGUGAAGCGACGGCAUAUCGAACAGCAUUAUCACCAUCAGGGCCACGGGAUUUGGCACGUGUCUUAUUGCGAGGAGGGUUGUUUCCUCCUGAAAGACAAUCUCAGCCACCUCCAGCUCAGGCUCAAUAUCAUCACUGCCCAAGGGCAGCUACUCCUGACAUGCCGACUGCACCCAAUCAGCCGAUACAGCCACCUAGUGAUGAUGACAAUGCGACAGCAGAUAUGUGUGACAAUAGCAAUCUGGUAGAUUCUGCUCUGCCUCCAGCAGAUCACAAACAGCAACACCUUAGUGAAUUACAAAAACUCAAGGCCAAUUGCAAGCCUGAAGAGCUUCAGAAGCUUAAGUUGCGAUGUGAGAUUUUGGUUCGUGACUGCAUAGCUGGUUUGCUGGUUAACCUCUCAAUUCAGGAUUUUAAGGAGGUUGAAGAGGAACUAAACCAUGCAGUCUGUUGGUACCUGACAUGUGAUCGCUACUGGGAAGACACACCAGGAGAAACCAGACAUUUUCCUUGGGGUCUGGUUUUUGUUCUUGUGAUGGUGCUGUCUCUUGGAAUAUGUUUAUGCUACUACAUCAUUUGGGUGCUUUUUGACUCAGAUGACAUGAGCAUUGCUAGUACAAGUACUACUGCCACUGCCACAUCAUCUCCAGUUCACCAUGUGAACUCCACCAACAGUGGACCCUGCUAUUCUGAAGAAUAUUACACAGUGCCAGAUCUCAAUGACAUGGGGCAGAAUGAGCAUUAUAUUUAUGUGACGUAUCCACCAGAGCUUAAAAGAAGAUUGCUGGAAAGCUGCUACAACCGAACCACACGGCUGUGACAGAUAUGUGCUCAACAAGUCUGGGGAAGAGAUAGGCAAGAAGGCAAAAUUUAUUAUUUUGCAAAUAUGAAGACAGUGAACAAUGAAACUUCAAGCAAUGGAUGUAGUCUGGAGUACAUACUCUGAAAACAUGUUUAGAAAUACUUCAAAAAUAGGCUGUAAAUUUUUGGAAUUUAAAUAUAGGGGCUUCUUAUACAUUUCAAAAUAAUGCCCACAUAGAUUAAAGUUCGGAAUGGAAAUUAAUGGUUAGUACUGUUACUGCCUGGUAACUUUAGCCGCCCGGAAAGGCAAACACUGUUGUGGGGCAUGCGAAGCUAUACCCUUGCUGUGGGGCCAUUCAGAGCUACUCCCCAAGUGGAAAACAUUGCCUAUGGAGACCAGGAGUAGUACUAUACACCUGACCACACUCCAAGACGCUACAUUCCAAACUGGUAGUACCCACGCUGACAUAGGCUGACAAGACUGCUCUCCCCCACUCCGCGAGAGAUGGUAUGACGAGGCAGUAACAGUAUGUAAUUUAAAGCUACCAUCAAUUUCCAUUGCUAUUCUGGAAGUACCCUCUGUGCAGACAGUCUUCAAAGCACAUUCAUAGCCUGAAUCUGUUGUUUUAUUUCCAUAUAUCUGUGUCUGUAUAUGUGCUAAUGAAGACUAAAGUGACACACUCGUGACUGUGCAAAACAGCAAACUAACUUUCCUUUUGUGUAUUUUACUUCAAGCUAGGACUACAUAUUUUCUCAGGUGUAUAUACAUAAAUAAGAGACUUUGUAAAAAUGUUUUAAAGUACUGAAACAAAUGUGCUCCCCUUCAGGGGUGGGGGGGAUAUAUAUAAGGGUUGGAUAAAAAGUAGUGGCAACACUGCUGUAACAUGAAAGAUGUGCGUCAGGUGGC
This is a messenger RNA of Cryptotermes secundus, 2209 nucleotides long. RefSeq lists its product as uncharacterized. Bases 32 to 1321 code for a protein of 429 amino acids. Lineage: Eukaryota; Metazoa; Arthropoda; Insecta; Blattodea; Kalotermitidae. The record is from RefSeq and is a predicted model, not a curated record. The transcript is spliced from 9 exons.